CUUUUAAAACAAAACAAAUUUUGAUUGCUUUACAUGUCAGUCAGACUACGCUUCCUGUCUACUGUUUAGCAAGAACCGCCCACUUAUACAGGAAAACUGUCUGACUGACACGUAUUGUAACCAAUCACAAUUCUUCACAGCAACAGUUCGGUUUGGGGGGCGGGUAAAUCUGAAUUCGACCAUAAUGAUGGCACAGGGGUCUUCAGAAAAACCGAAUACUUUAGUGAAAGAUCCGUGUUUGCUUUGUGGUCAGGAGUUCCAUCAAUCCAAAACGAAUAAGCAUCGGCUGUUUAACGGAUACAAAUCUAAAAGCAAAGCGGAAUUUACCGUUGUGCUGGAGGGAUUUGUUGGACGCAAAUUUAGGGACACGACACUGGCCAUCUGCACGUCGUGCAGAACUCUCAUUAUGAGGUACGAUCGCGUAUCUAAAGACGCAGAAAGAAUAAAAAUGCUUGUUGACGACAUGUGGAAGAAGAACAGGGAGAAACGCUGUGCUGCUUCAACACCUAAACUAGAAGUGAAGCGACAACGCAAACUGAUCGACACAACAACAACAUAUGAUGAAGCCUGCAACAUUGCAUCCAACUCUCUACAGGCCACCGAAGGAGACAUAUCUGCAGCUAAGGAGAAUCUCAAAACUGAGCUAAAACCACUGCAGGAAAGGUUGCGAAUACUCGAAGAGUUAAAAAGGACAUUGCAUGAAACUGCAGAACAUAUUGUGUUUCAGACCCAACACAUAGAAAAGCAGAUUAAGGAGGAGUUUGUACAACUUCGCAAAAUGUUAAGUAAAGAAGAAGCAACCAGAAUAAAAGCACUGAGAGAGGAGGAAGAGCAAAAGAGCCUGAUGAUGAAGGAGAAGAUUGAAAGAAUGGGAAGAGAGAUUUCGUCUCUUACAAUCACCAUCAAGACCAUAGAGGAGGAGAUGAGAGCUGAAGAUGCCCUAUUUCUACAAAACUAUGAGACUACUAUGAAAAGGACCCAAUGUGUGUUGCCGGAUUCAGAGAACAUUUCAGGAUUGCUGAUCAAUGUGCCAAAGCACCUGAGCAACCUGAGGUUUAAUCUGCUACAUAAGAUGCAAGAAAAAGUUGAAUUCACUCCUGUGAUUUUGGACCCCAACUCUGCUCAUUGUAAUCUCAUCCUGUCUGCUGAUCUAACCAGUGUGAGAUACAGUGAUGAGGAACGAAUAGUUCCUGAUAAUCCAGAGAGAUUUGAUAUGUUUGCUUGCGUUCUGGGCUCGGAUGCCUUCGACUCAGGAUCUCACUGCUGGGAUGUUGAGGUUGGAGACAGCACAGGCUGGUUUCUGGGUGUAAUGACAGAAUCUGCUCACAGAAGAAAUAAAAUCUUCUCCAGGAGUGGAAUCUGGCUUGUGGGACAUUUUUGUGGUGAAUAUAAAGCACAUAUUCCACCACAAUCGCCAACACUUUUACCAGUGAAAGACAAACUACAGAGGGUCAAAGUUCAGCUGGACUGGGACAGUGGAAAGCUUUCAUUCUCUGAUCCUCUAACAAACACACACAUACACUCUUUUACACACAGGUUUACAGAGAGAUUGUUACCGUUCUUUGGUAUUGGCUGUGAUAUUUCUCCUUUGCAGAUCUUACCAGUAAAAUCCUCAGGAAAAACAAUCAGUUAAUGUUUAAUUUUGUAGUUAUAUAAACAUUAUGAGACAUUGAUUUCAUAAGUCUUAACAUAACGUUCUGAAUAAAGUAUUUGUCUGCUGCAAUGUG
Molecule: messenger RNA, 1727 nt
Organism: Misgurnus anguillicaudatus (oriental weatherfish)
Lineage: Eukaryota; Metazoa; Chordata; Actinopteri; Cypriniformes; Cobitidae
Product: E3 ubiquitin-protein ligase TRIM35
Molecular function (GO): protein binding
Source: RefSeq, a predicted model, not a curated record